Messenger RNA from Gasterosteus aculeatus aculeatus (three-spined stickleback), 1309 nucleotides. The record is from RefSeq and is a predicted model, not a curated record. NCBI's taxonomy places the organism in Eukaryota, Metazoa, Chordata, Actinopteri, Perciformes, Gasterosteidae.
CUAUAUCUCGUACCUUCAGAGGAUCUUGAAGUCAGCAGGUUCAGGUCAUCACCUCUCAGCACUGCAUGAUGGACGGCAUGGAGGGAGCACAGCUCUGCUUCCCUCAGCUCCUGAACUCUUCCUGCAGAGGUUUAUUGCGUCCUCGCACUGAGAGUGUCCUGCUCUACACACUGCUCUCCUCCAUGGCCGUGCUCACGGUCCUUCUCAACCUGCUGGUUAUCAUCUCGAUCUCCCACUUCGCACAGCUUCACACCCCCACCAACCUGCUCCUGCUCUCUUUGGCCAUCUCAGACCUCCUCGUGGGGUUGCUGGUAAUGCCGUCAGAAAUGGUGAGCGUCAUAGAAACCUGCUGGCUGCUCGGCGACCUCCUGUGCACUUUGUCUACUAUGAUGGGUUCCACUCUUGUCUCAGCCUCUGUGGGAAACAUGGUGCUCAUCUCGAUUGAUCGUUAUGUUGCUAUUUGUUAUCCUCUGCAGUAUCCGAUCCAAAUCACCCGCAGCAGAAUUGAGCUGUGUGUGUGUGUGUGUGUGUGCUCGGUCCUCUACAACGGGCUGAUUUUAAAGGACCGUCUCAGGCAGCCGGACAGAGAUAACUCCUGCGAUGGGGAAUGUAAGGUGGUGAUUAACAAUGUCUCUGGCGCGAUUGACCUGGUGUUCACGUUUUUCGCGCCCUGCUCAGUCAUCGUUGUCCUGUACGUGAGAGUGUUUACGGUGGCGGUGUCUCAGGCGCGCGUCGGGUCUCAUUUCACGGCGGUCGGUGCAGUAAAAAUCACCGCCAAGAAAUCAGAGAGAAAAGCAGCCAGGACUCUGGGUAUGGUGAUCCUGGUGUUUUUGAUCAGUUUCUGUCCGUUCUAUUACCCCGCUCUUGCAGGACAGGAGAUAUCAAACAAUGCUUCAUCUUGGGUCAUUGUGUCCUGGCUGCUGUUUUUCAACUCUUGUUUGAACCCACUCAUAUAUGCUUUGUUCUAUCCGUGGUUUAGAAAAGCGGUCAAGUUAAUUGUUACCCUAAAGAUACUUGAGCAGAACUCGUCUCAGGAAAAUAUCAUUUGAAGUGACUCCACACUUUUAUUAUGAGCUGCAUGGCUUUUGUAAAUAACCCCAUGGAAGGUUUGUUUUGGGUUGAUUGCCUUCUAUUUACUUUGUUUUUUCAUGUAUGCCUAGAUGAUAUUGUAUUGUUUUAAUUAUAGACGCGCUAUGCUCCUUUCUCUCUAAUUGAUAAAUUACAUUUAUUUUGAAAGCUUCAAAAGAAUUGCAUUUUUGUAUUAUGUGUGAAUGUGAACUUGACAAUGCGGCUACGGCUAUACAGACGA